Messenger RNA from Aphidius gifuensis, 5439 nucleotides. It is a transcript of the gene ena, whose product is annotated as protein enabled. The record is from RefSeq and is a predicted model, not a curated record. The transcript is spliced from 8 exons. Lineage: Eukaryota; Metazoa; Arthropoda; Insecta; Hymenoptera; Braconidae. Gene Ontology annotation, molecular function: SH3 domain binding. Bases 486 to 2642 code for a protein of 718 amino acids.
CGAAACGGCAAUAUGGCCGGCCAGAUGUGUCAGAGGUAGGGUGUAAUGUACACUCAGUUUUCAGUGUUGCACUUUAAAGUAAAAAACUGUUAAAAACGAUAACCAACAUACAAAAAGAAUAUUUUAUUAUUAAAAAACAUACAGUUUGUGUUUUUAUUAUUAAAAAAUUAUUUAAAAAAAAAGGAUAUAUAAUUGAAAAAAAAAAUAAAAAUAAACAAAAACAGUGAGUGGAGUGUUUUUUAUAUCAAAAAUAAAAAAAAAAAAAUAAUAUAAUUUUAAUAAUUUAAUUAAUAAUUAUAAAAUACAAGUGUUUAUUUAUUUUUUUUAUUGUUAUUUUUUUUAACAAAAACGCGUUCUUAUUUAUGUCGUAUUAUCGUAAAUCCUGUCCAAAUUUAGCUUGUAUACAUGGAAUCAGUGACAUCCUCUGUCGAGGUAGAAAUUCACUUUGCAUGAGGGCAUAGCACUUACCCCCCAGCUCAACGACCAUGAAUGAAGUGAGCAUAUCAUCCGCCCGUGCGUCGGUGGUGGUCUACGACGACAUCAAUAAAAGAUGGGUACCAAGUGGAAGUUCAUCAGGUUUAUCAAAAGUACAACUUUAUCAUCAUCUUGUUCACAAUACAUUUCGUGUUGUUGGACGUAAAUUACAAGAUCAUGAAAUUGUUAUUAAUUGUGCUAUAUUAAAAGGACUUAAAUAUAAUCAAGCAACUGUUACAUUUCAUCAAUGGCGUGAUAAUAAUCAAGUUUAUGGAUUAAAUUUUUCAAGUAAAGAUGAUGCUGAAACAUUUGCCAGGGCAAUGCUCCAAGCACUUGAUAUGCUGAGCAAUGGUAGUAAUAUAUCGAGAAGUCUUGUGCCAACUGGCAGUCCAGCUGGUCAACAACAACCACCAUUGCAACAACAACAACAACAACAACAACAACCUCUGGUUUAUUCACAACAACCUCAACAAUCACAACAGCCACCUUCUCAGGGUACAACUCAGUAUGAGGAGGACAUGGGCUACAGGACAAUGACAAAAGAGGAUGUUGCAAUUAUUCAAGAACGUAGAAUGUCUCAACAAAGUCAAGGAUCAAAUGGUGCUAAUGCUGUGUCACCAAGUUAUCCAGCAACAAGUCAACAACAACAACAACAAGGUCAUCAUCGAACAUCAUCAGCUCCACCAGCUCCCCAACCACAGCCACCACCAAUGCCAGGAAAUCCAUUGAUAAGACCACAACAAAGUGGUGGUCCACCAGUUGCUCCUCCACCACCAUCAACAGUAGCAGUAACAGUUGCAACAACAUCAUCAGUACCACCACCACCAGUUGCACCACCAGCACCACCAUCAAUGGCAAAUUAUAAUGCGCCAGUACCACCACCAAUGGUUCAUCCAUAUUCACAAUCACCAUCACAAACAAAUAUUACAAAUCAAUCAGCACAAUCACAAGCUAUUUAUUCAACACAACAAAUUAAUCAAUAUGCAACAAAUCAAAAUCAAUAUACAGGUGGUAGCCAAACAAAUCUUUAUUCUGGUAAUGCUAAUGGUAAUGCUGGUAAUAAUAAUAGUAAUAAUAACAGCAUCAACAACAACAACAACAGCAAUAAUAAUAAUCAAAAUUAUCAAAAUCCACAAGGUAAUGGUGUUGGUAAUGGUGUUGUUGCUGUUGGUAGUGGUGGUAAUCAGUAUUCAAGUCAAACAACAUACUCUGGUAAUAGCCAGUAUGGAAGUAGUAAUUCAAUAAAUCAAUAUCCAAGUUCACCAAGUCAGUAUGCACAAGGACAACAAACAUAUUCAACAACAACAAAUCAAAUACAAUAUGGACAAAAUUGUAAUAAUAAUAAUAAUAAUUCUAAUCCAUAUGGUACACCAGUUAAUAAUGUUAAUCAGUAUUCAUCAAGUGGUGCAAUAUCAACAAUAACAAAUAAUACAAAUGCAUAUGCAUCAACUGGUAGUAUUGGUGGACCACCACCACCACCAAUGGGACCACUAAAUGGACAAAUUAAUGUAACAUCAAGUGUUAAUACAAAUAAUGCUGCACCACCACCACCUCCACCACCACCAGUUCCAAAUUCAAAUAGUAAUGGAUGUACAAGUAACAAUGAACAGCCAGAAAUUAAUGCAAAUUCACUUGCUGCUGCAUUACAAGCUGCUAGAUUAAAGAAAAAACAGCAACAAUCACAGUCUGUUGAAAAUAGUGGAUCAAGUACAAGUAGCAGUGGAAGUGGUGCUGGUAAUUAUGGAACAAUUGGACGUGGUGCUGGUGGAGCUGGUGGAGGUAACAGUGGCAGUAGUAGCGGUGGUGGAAUGGCAUCAAUGAUGGAUGAAAUGGCCAAGACACUUGCUCGUCGUCGUGCUGCUUGUGAAAAGAAACAACCUGAACAACCUCCAGAGCCAGAUAAUUCACCAGAUAAAAAAUCAGGUGAUAAAAACGGUGGUAACAAAUUUUCAAAUGGUAAUGAAUCACCAAAGUCAGCUAGAAAAAGAUUUGGCUCAGCAUCUGAAGAUACAAUAUUAAAAGUCAAUGGAGUCAAUGAGAGUGGUUACAUUACUUCACAAGAAAUGGAUGCAUUCAAAGCUGAAAUUAUCAAAGAAGUACGAAAAGAAUUUCAAAAAAUGAAAACUGAAAUUGUCGAGGCUUUAAAAGGAGAAUUAAGUAGAAGAUAAAGAUUAAAUAAAACAACAUUCUCCAAUUGAAAAAAAAAUAAUGAAAUUUGACUAGUUAAACCGCCACAUCAUCGACAACAAUAUCAAAUAUUUUUAUUGUUUUUUUUAACUAUAAAAAAAAGAAAAACAAUAUUUAUGGUAAAAAGAAAAUUUAAAAAAAUAUUGUCUAGUAAUUUCCAUGUAUAUCAGCCAUUUGUGUGUAAGUACGUUUAAUUCAAUUUAGUAUUAAUAAAUAAUACAAGCUUAAAAUAUAUCCCCAAUUAUAAUUAUCAAUUAUAAUUAAAUUAACAAAAUCGCCAAUCGAGUUGAUCAUCAUCAUCAUUCAAUUGUAAACGCACACUGGCUAAUUUUUAAAUUACUUUUAUUAAUUGACAAACUAUUUUAACACAAUGACAGUCUUGUGGUAUUUUUUUUUCUUCGUCUUUAUAUAUUUUAAAAUAUAUAUCUACUUGUUUUCAACUCGAUUGGUGUUGCAUGGUUUAAAAAAAAUAAAAAUUAUAAUAAUGGCUUGAUCGUCGCCGUGUUCGUAAAAUUAUUUAAAAAAUAUGCACAAAAAAAUUAUAGCUGUACAGUUUAAUCACCAAUGUCGUGGCAUAAAUUUUUUAAAAAAUUAAAAAACUUAAAUAUAAUAAAUAAAUUUCUUUAAUUGAAUUUUUCAUGAAACUUUUUGUACAAUUUUGUGGUAAUAUUUGUAGUGAAUUUAAAAUUGUUGUAAUUUUUUAAUAAUUAUUAAAUAACAUAUCACAUAAAUUGCGAUACAUUCCUUUGGAGUUAUUAUCCAGACUGUUCAAGCCAUUGAAAAAAAAUAAAAUUGUUAUACAACUGUCUUUAUUGGAUAAAUAUAUAUCCAUGUGAUUUUAUUGUCAUAAUUUAUUAUAAAUUAAAUAAUAUUUAAAAAUAGCUGCCACGACUUGGGAGAAUCAAACCCUUCCUUGUUUUGAGGAAAAUAAAAACAUAAAUAAUUCAAUAUAACAAUAAAUAAAUAACAAAAAAAAAUACAAUAAAUAUAUUAUAAACAAAAAAAAAUUGUUUAAAAUAUUUAAUUAUAAAUUAAAUAAAAAGUUAAUUAAAAGUGCGAAGAUUUAAAUGUUAAACGACAUUAAUUUUUUUUAUUUUACAUUAAAUAAAAUUAAUAGACAUUUUUAAUUGAUAAAAAUAAUAAAUAUUAUUAUUAAAUUUAUUAUUAACAAGUCAACGUACUGUACCGUGAGUGUCCUUGACAUUUGACAAAUUAAUUUGCAAAAAAGAAAAAUACUUUUCUUUGUUUUUUUCGUAGUAAAAUGUUUUUUUUUUUUUUUUGAUAAAAUUUAUAACUUUUUAUGGAGGUCAGUCUUUGUAUUGAAAAUUAAUUAAUUAUCAUGGGUCUAAUAAUUUGUUUAUUGAUUUUAAAUUAUUUGUUUACUCACUCAGUGUCAAUGCAAAUUAAUCAUUUUUCUUUUUUACAUAACAAACGUAAAAAAUAAUUAUACAAUAUUUUAUCAUUUUUUUUGCCUUGAAGACUGAGCUGAAAUAACAAUCUCGUACAUGUAUAUAAUAAUAAUAAUAAAUAACAAUAAUAAUAAUUGAUAUAGUUUGUAAAAAAAAAGAAAAAAAUUAAAAUAAAAAAAAGUGGCCCUUUGCACUGUUAACAACUACACAAAAUUUUUUUUCAUUAAAAAAAAAAUAAUAAUAAAAACUCAAUAAUAAAUUCAUCGAAAAUUAGAGAAAAGUAAUUUAAAAACACAAAAAAAAAGACUCCUCGAUCUGACUGAUUAUUUAUUAUUAAAAAAUAAAAAAAAUUUUUUUUUUUUAUCAAAAAUAAUACGGCUGUAUUCGUAUAAAAAGAAAAUUGUAAGAAAAAUUAUUUAAAUUAUUUUUUUUUGAUAAUUAUAUUUAAAGGUAAAUUUAAAUUAUUAUUUAUUUAUUUUUCCUUGUCAUUAGUGUUAAGAUUAUUUCGAAGGCUGACCGCUGGAAUUUACACAAUUGCGCCAAAACUGCACACACAAAUAUAACGUCUACAAUUAAAAAAAAAAUAAUUGGCGUUAAACGCUUUAUAGAUUAUAUCUUGAUAAUUAAAAAAAAAAACUGAGUUGAUAAAUUUGUGAGAAUGUAGUAAUAUUUGUAUAAAUCGUUUGAAACGAAUUUAUAAAAUAAAAUAAAACUGCAGUUGGCUGAAAUAAUUGGUUAAUGAUUUAAUGCAUAAAAAAAUUAAAGGAAAUAUAUACAAAGAUAAAUAAUGAUUAAAAAAAAAACCACCUAACAUUAGUAUAAAAAUAAAUAAAUAAAUAACUUUUUACAAUGAUGAAAAAAAUUGUUUGUUAAGACAAUUUGUUUUUGAAAUAGAAAAAACAAUCGGUAAAUGAUUUUAAAAAUAAAUGAAAAUAUAAAAAAAUAAUCCUCUUUUUAUUUACAUUGUGUACUUUUCAUUUAAUUUAAAUCAUCAUUUUAAAAUUUUGUAUAUUUUAUAUCACUUUUGUAAAUAUUAUUCUAACAUCUUCCAUAAUAUAUAUUUAUUUUUCACAAUUUCUCGGGUUAAUUAGAUAAUUAUAUUUAAAAAAAAGUACAUUUUCUACAAGUUGCACACUUGAAUACUUGAUUAAUGAUUUUUUUUUUUUUUUUUUUAAUGACAAAGUCCGAGCAACGAUAAUGUUGAAUACAAAAAGAAAAAUGUUUAAAGAGCCUUUUCACAUAAUUAAUUAUCUGUUGGAUAUGAAUUUAUUAAUAGUAUUAAGUUGCAUUUAUUAUUAAUUUUAUUAAAGUGUGAUACAAGUUGCGAUAACUUCAAUACAAAAAAAUAAUAAUAAUAAUUCAAUAAAAU